AUGGACAGCCCAAACUGUGCAGCACAGAACCUAACAGACCACUACAGUAUGUGGGACGUGGAGAUGGACAUUGAAUAUUUGUAUGAAGUCGUGCCGCAGCUGUCGAGGGUUUUCAGAAUCACCGACAAAAUUGGCGAAGGCACAUUCAGCUCAGUGUACCUGGCUGAGGCCCAGAUGACAAGUGGUGCCAGAGAGAAGUUUGCUUUGAAACACCUUAUACCUACAAGCCAUCCUGUGCGCAUAGCCGCUGAACUCCAGUGCUUAACGGUUGCAGGGGGUGUAGAAAAUGUGAUGGGAGUCACUUACUGCUUCAGGAAAGACCACCAUGUGGUAAUUGUCAUGCCUUAUGUGGAGCACCAGACCUUUGUGGAUAUUGUUGGCUCCCUGAGUUUUGAAGAACUGCGUCAUUACAUGUAUAACUUACUCAAAGCCCUAAAACACAUUCACAAGUUUGGAAUAAUCCACCGAGAUAUUAAGCCGACCAACUUUCUGUACAACCGCCAGGAGAAGAAAUAUGCACUGGUGGAUUUUGGCUUGGCUCAGGGAACUCCGGACACUCAGAUAGAUCUGCUGAAGGUUGUGAAGUCUAAGCCUCAGAGGGGUGGUGGAUCAGCAGUUAAAACACAGGAUUCACUGGGGAAACAGUCAGUUGUACCUUUACCACCAAACAUCAGGCCCCCUGCACCUCACUCCUCAACAAAGGCACCAGCUAAAAGACCCAGCCCACCCACGCGCACUAAACCCACUAAGGAGCUGAUGGGACUUUGUAAAGCACCUCGUUCUGUAUUUGGGGAAAGAAAUCUUAACAGUAUAAACCCUCUUAAGAGCAAAAAUGACAAAGCAGAGAAGCUCUUAAAGUCUACUGAGACGGUAGAUUCCUCUACGCGCAAGUAUGUGUCUUCGAAGCGUCGCCCUCCUCCAGCGAAAGCAUCAGCAACCAGUCAGAAACCGAAACCCGCUGCCGUGGUCAGUCAGGGCCUCACCUGCAACUGCUACAUGACUGAUCGUAUUUGUAACAUCUGCCUCUCUAGGAAACAACAGGUGGCCCCAAGGGCUGGCACUCCAGGUUUCAGAGCCCCUGAGGUCUUGACCAAAUGUCCUAACCAGGGAACAGCCAUUGACAUGUGGUCAGCGGGUGUCAUCCUGCUUUCACUCCUGAGUGGCAGGUAUCCGUUUUUCAAAGCCAGUGACGACCUGAUGGCUUUAACACAGAUCAUGACCAUUCGAGGAUCUGAGGAAACCAUACAGGCUGCCAAGAAGUUUGGCAAGUCUGUGGUGUGCAGUCGGGAGCUCCCGCGGCUGGACCUGAGGACGUUGUGCGAGACUCUGAGGGGUGUUCGGCCGUGCGGAGAGGAUACGCUUCCUGCAGAGCUCCAGGCGUCCCGUAAUCCAGCAGACAUCCAGCAGGACCCUGCCAGCCCGCCCAGGAAACGACCCAGUCAGGGCUCCCCUGCCUCAGCUAAAGACUCCACACAGUCCGGGGCCUCCGGCUGGGACAGUGUGACUGAUGAGGCUUAUGAUCUCUUAGACAGACUCUUAGACCUGAACCCAACAACCAGGAUCACUGCAGCCGAGGCCCUUCUACACCCGCUCUUUAAAGACAUGAGUGUUUAA
Molecule: messenger RNA, 1614 nt
Organism: Chanos chanos (milkfish)
Lineage: Eukaryota; Metazoa; Chordata; Actinopteri; Gonorynchiformes; Chanidae
Gene: cdc7
Product: cell division cycle 7 homolog (S. cerevisiae)
Exons: 11
Coding region: 1-1614 (537 amino acids)
Biological process (GO): mitotic DNA damage checkpoint signaling; protein phosphorylation
Cellular component (GO): nucleus
Molecular function (GO): protein serine/threonine kinase activity; ATP binding
Source: RefSeq, a predicted model, not a curated record